Molecule: messenger RNA, 333 nt
Organism: Rotaria socialis
Lineage: Eukaryota; Metazoa; Rotifera; Eurotatoria; Philodinida; Philodinidae
Source: the annotation of a GenBank genome assembly
AUGUCCACCGAUGAAGAAAUUCCGGCCGUUUCGAAUGUUGAAAAUGCAAAAAUUUCCGAUGGCGCAAGUACUGCUGGUGAUUAUAAUACGGACAUAGUCGACGAACAAUCGGCGGUAGAAGAAAUAAAUCAACCGGAUGAUGAAAUUGUAAAAGAAACUAAUAAACAGGAUCUAGAAGAAAUUGAGAAUAAUUAUUCAAAAGAAGAAGAAGAACGAAAUGACACUCCUGUAUCUUCAACAGCGAAUAGAAAAACUAAAGUUCUUGAUACAACAUCAGAUCAAAAUAAUGAGGACGAUAGCGAGUUACCUAGCGAAGAAUUAACUGUUGUUUAG